This is a messenger RNA of Motacilla alba alba, 2799 nucleotides long. RefSeq names its product dynein cytoplasmic 1 intermediate chain 2 (gene DYNC1I2). Lineage: Eukaryota; Metazoa; Chordata; Aves; Passeriformes; Motacillidae. Bases 226 to 2169 code for a protein of 647 amino acids. Gene Ontology annotation, molecular function: dynein heavy chain binding; dynein light chain binding. Gene Ontology annotation, cellular component: cytoplasmic dynein complex. The record is from RefSeq and is a predicted model, not a curated record. The transcript has 17 exons. Gene Ontology annotation, biological process: transport along microtubule.
CCGCCCGGUGGGAACGCGCCUUCCUUCGGCCUCGCCCUGUGCAGCGAGGGCGGUGGCAGCCGGGUGGGGCCGGGGGGGCCCGGCUCGCUGAGUGGAGAGGCUGGCAGUGCCGCCUUCUCCCGGGCCGCGGGGCCACCCUGUCCGGGCUGCCGGGAGCUCUACCUGGGACGGCCCCUGUGGGACUUGGGUGGGGACUUUGGUUCUGGCGGCGCCGGUGUUUCAGCCAUGUCUGACAAAAGUGAGCUGAAGGCGGAGUUGGAGCGCAAGAAGCAACGAUUAGCUCAAAUCAGAGAGGAGAAGAAGAGAAAGGAGGAAGAAAGAAAGAAAAAAGAAACUGACCAGAAGAAAGAAGUUCUUCCAGUACAAGAAGAAUCUGAUCUUGAAAAGAAGAGAAGAGAAGCGGAAGCAUUGCUUCAGAGCAUGGGGUUGACACCUGAGUCUCCUGUUGCUGUGCAACCUCUGCGAGUAGUAACAGCGGAUACCUGUCUGUUUCACUAUUUAGUCCCUCCUCCUACCUCUCCGUCUUCCAAAUCCGUGAGUACGCCAAGCGAGGCUGGAAGCCAGGACUCGGGGGAUGGUGCUGUUGGAUCCAGGACGCUGCAUUGGGAUACUGAUCCAUCAGUUCUUCAGCUCCACUCUGAUUCCGAUCUGGGACGUGGACCUGUUAAACUUGGAAUGGCCAAAAUUACUCAGGUUGACUUUCCUCCUCGAGAAAUUGUUACCUACACAAAGGAGACGCAAACACCUGUUAUGACUCAGCCCAAGGAAGAUGAGGAGGAGGAAGAUGAUGUGGUUGCACCAAAACCAUUAGUUGAACCUGAAGAAGAAAAAACACUGAAAAAAGAGGAGGAGGAGGAAGCUGCCCCUCAUGAACUCACAGAGGAGGAAAAGCAACAAAUUUUGCAUUCUGAAGAAUUUUUAAGUUUUUUUGACCACUCCACAAGGAUUGUUGAAAGAGCCCUUUCUGAGCAAAUCAACAUUUUCUUUGACUACAGUGGAAGAGACCUAGAGGACAAAGAAGGAGAGAUUCAAGCGGGAGCAAAACUGUCCUUAAAUAGGCAGUUUUUUGAUGAACGUUGGUCAAAGCAUCGUGUUGUCAGUUGUCUGGACUGGUCAUCUCAGUAUCCAGAAUUACUUGUAGCCUCUUACAACAACAAUGAGGAUGCGCCUCACGAGCCUGAUGGGGUGGCCCUUGUAUGGAAUAUGAAGUACAAGAAAACUACCCCAGAGUAUGUCUUUCACUGCCAGUCUGCAGUGAUGUCAGCUACAUUUGCAAAAUUUCAUCCCAAUCUGGUGGUUGGUGGCACGUACUCGGGCCAGAUAGUGCUGUGGGACAAUCGCAGCAAUAAGAGAACCCCAGUGCAGAGAACGCCACUUUCAGCUGCUGCUCACACGCACCCAGUGUACUGUGUAAAUGUUGUUGGGACCCAGAAUGCUCAUAAUCUGAUUAGUAUCUCAACCGAUGGGAAAAUAUGCUCUUGGAGUUUGGAUAUGCUUUCCCAACCACAGGAUAGCAUGGAGCUGGUUCACAAACAGUCCAAGGCUGUGGCUGUUACCUGCAUGUCUUUCCCUAUUGGAGAUGUCAACAACUUUGUUGUUGGCAGUGAAGAAGGCUCAGUAUACACUGCAUGCCGUCAUGGCAGCAAAGCUGGAAUCAGUGAGAUGUUUGAAGGACACCAGGGACCAAUCACAGGUAUCAACUGCCAUGCAGCAGUUGGACCUGUAGACUUCUCACAUCUUUUUGUCACCUCUUCUUUUGACUGGACAGUAAAGCUUUGGACAACGAAGAAUAACAAACCUCUCUACUCCUUUGAAGACAAUUCUGAUUAUGUUUAUGAUGUGAUGUGGUCUCCAACUCACCCUGCCUUGUUUGCCUGUGUGGAUGGGAUGGGCAGGCUUGACCUGUGGAAUCUCAACAAUGAUACUGAGGUGCCCACUGCAAGCAUCACUGUGGAGGGCAAUCCUGCUCUGAACCGUGUGAGAUGGACACAUUCUGGGAGAGAGAUUGCUGUAGGUGAUUCAGAGGGACAAAUAGUUAUAUAUGACGUGGGAGAGCAAAUCGCCGUUCCUCGCGGGGACGAGUGGACGCGCUUCGGCCGAACGCUGGCAGAGAUCAACGCCAACAGAGCUGACGCAGAGGAGGAGGCUGCGAGCCGCAUCCCGGCGUAGAGCCAGCCAGCCUGCCUGCAGCGCUGCACGGGGAACCGCUGCGUGCAAAUCCUGGAGUGUCUGAGCACAGCGUGGGGGAGGAAUAGAUGGAUUCAACAAAGGACUUGGAAAUGUAAUAAGAUCACUGAAAAUCAGGUCUUGAGUUUUGUUUUAUAUAUGAAUUACAAGCACAUUCUUGGAUUUGUGUAACUUUUAAUACAGUUAACUUUGACUUUGCAGGGAUCUUCUUUUGCUGAAACACUAACCUGGUAUAAAUUUGCUACUUGGCUUCUGUAAAGUCCAAUCUAAAACAGUAUCUUUCUGAAAAGUAAAAAUUUUGCUCCUGAAACUUUCUGUAUUACAGACUAACCUUCAUUAGGUAGUAAAUCUCUGAAGCAUUCUGUACUUUGAACUCUUCAAAUUACCCAUGAUAUGCAUGCAUAUGUUCCAAGUUUCAUUGUUUAUAUAUAGAUAAGCCUCAGACUCUGGUAGUGGGUAAUAUAUGUGAAUAAAAAUUUGUCUGUAGUUACAAACUUAUGUGAUAAUCAGAACUGAAUUAAUGAAAUACGUAUUUAAUACCAAUUUCCUUUUGUUUGAGUUGGUGCACUAAAAGGUGAGACUGAUUCAUAAAUAAAUACUAUACGAGCACUU